Messenger RNA from Populus trichocarpa (black cottonwood), 625 nucleotides. RefSeq names its product 60S ribosomal protein L35a-1. The record is from RefSeq and is a predicted model, not a curated record. The transcript is spliced from 4 exons. Gene Ontology annotation, cellular component: ribosome; cytosolic large ribosomal subunit. Gene Ontology annotation, molecular function: structural constituent of ribosome. Gene Ontology annotation, biological process: cytoplasmic translation; ribosomal large subunit biogenesis. The coding region runs from base 126 to 464 and encodes 112 amino acids. NCBI's taxonomy places the organism in Eukaryota, Viridiplantae, Streptophyta, Magnoliopsida, Malpighiales, Salicaceae.
CUUGCUCUAUAUAAACAAAUUAAAGCGGAAGCAGCGGCAGCGGCAGCAGUAGCUAGGGUUUAAGGUACCCGUCUCGGUGUCAGCCAUUCUUUUUCGCGAGAGAGCUUGGACUCGCGGGAUUGAAAAUGGUGAAGGGACGUCAAGGAGAGCGAGUCAGGCUUUAUGUUCGGGGAACAAUCUUGGGUUAUAAGAGGUCGAAGUCCAACCAAUAUCCAAACACAUCACUGGUCCAAGUUGAGGGAGUCAACACCAAGGAAGAGGUUGCAUGGUAUGCUGGGAAGCGUAUGGCAUACAUCUACAAGGCCAAGGUGAAGAAGAAUGGAUCCCACUAUCGCUGCAUCUGGGGCAAGGUCACCAGGCCUCAUGGUAACAGCGGUGUAGUGAGAGCCAAGUUCAAAUCAAAUCUGCCUCCAAAGUCAAUGGGAGCUCGAGUGCGGGUUUUCAUGUAUCCCAGCAAUAUCUGAGGUACAGUUUGCUUUAUAUAGUCAUUACUGGUGGGUAGUUUAGGUUUAGCUUCUCAUGCCUCUGAGUGCUUUCUUUAUCGAGGACUGUUUAUGGCUGUAGUGAGAACUCUUUCUCUUGUCCGGAUCUUGUGAUUUUUAAUUGAAUUUUGGCUCUUAAGAUU